Messenger RNA from Bombyx mori (domestic silkworm), 6484 nucleotides. Its product is annotated as monocarboxylate transporter 4. Gene Ontology annotation, molecular function: monocarboxylic acid transmembrane transporter activity. The transcript is spliced from 14 exons. Bases 415 to 2745 code for a protein of 776 amino acids. The record is from RefSeq and is a predicted model, not a curated record. Gene Ontology annotation, cellular component: membrane. NCBI's taxonomy places the organism in Eukaryota, Metazoa, Arthropoda, Insecta, Lepidoptera, Bombycidae. Gene Ontology annotation, biological process: monocarboxylic acid transport; transmembrane transport.
UUAGUUAUAGUUUGACAGUUGUCGGUCUGACGGCGUGAGGUGCAGUUCUUAAACAGUUACUGUUGGGUUGUGUACCGUGAAACGAAACGUUAAUAAAUACGCAAGUAAUCUGUCAAAACCUAUUGAAAUAAAUUGUUAUUUUUAUUUUGUAAAAAAUAUUCGUGAAUAAAACAACGAGGGCAUUGUUUUAAUAAUCGGGCAAAAAUAAUCAAUCGAACAUGGGGUUUCAUUAUUCGUAACAGUAAUUAGUGUUCAUUCAAACUGUUUUGAAGAGCAAGGUUUCGUGGAUUUUUAGAUUUCCUUGAACUUGAUACUUAAUUAAUUAAAUCGUCGCUAAGGACGAUAGCCAAGCUCUGUUGGUGUGGGGGUAAAGUGACUGACUUGUAUAAUAAAUAAAAUUAUAAAUAAGUGAAAAUGUCAAAGGUGUCGCUGAAUAACGUUCCAUCGAACCCUCGUAUUAGUCGUCUCAGGACCUUCUCCAGGACGGAAAGCGAAACCUCAUGUGAAGAGGCUGCAAGACUGACAGCGGAAGGAGCGGAAGCCGACGACGAUGAGGCCGUCGACUUUACAGCCCUGCCCCCACCGCCGGACGGAGGCUACGGCUGGGUCGUGGUCUUCGCUUCCUUCAUGUGCAAUAUGGUAGUUGACGGCAUAGCCUAUACCUUUGGCAUAUUCCUGCCGGAAUUGGUGGUGUACUUUGGCCAGGGCAAAGGGACAGUCGCAUGGGUCGGCAGUUUGCUGACCGGUAUUUAUUUAGCCGUUGGUCCGAUUGUGUCGGCGUUAUGCAACAAAUAUGGUUGUCGAGCGGUUUGCAUCGUGGGCUCCCUAAUCGCUACUGCUGCAUUCAUAGCUUCAACGUUCAGCAAGAGCGUUCCUAUGAUGAUGUUGACGUACGGACUCAUCGGUGGGAUCGGUUUCGGUAUGAUCUACCUGCCGUCGGUUGUGGCAGUGGGGUAUUACUUCGAAGCGCGUCGUUCGUUGGCGACCGGAAUAGCGGUGUGCGGCUCGGGCGUAGGCACAUUCGGGUUUUCGCCCCUCGCCACCGCUCUGCUGCACGAGUUCGGUACAUGGCAGGGCGCGAACCUCCUGCUGGCCGGUCUCAUAUUAAACUGCGCUAUAUUUGGCGCUUUAAUGAGACCCCUCGUUUAUCCUAAGACUUCAGGCGAGAAACCCCUUCUGCAACGUAUGGCCGAAGAGAAGAGACUGCAGAUGGAACGGGGGUCCAUAGGCGGUUCGUAUUUCGUGGUGCAGCUUCCCGACGGCACCAUGGAGAAGAGACUAAAGGCCCCAUUGAACAUCGAUCCCGGAGUACAUUCGUCGUUGAACCUGGAGGCUCUGGCCCGGGUGCCCACCGUGCCCAACAUGCACGGCGUGCCCACAGUGCCCACUUUGCCCACAAUCACUGAGGCUAAAGUCGUCGACACUACCGACAAAAAGAAGAACGAGAACGGGAACGUUAUAGUGAACCCCGUGCAAGUGCAAAUAUCGCGCAACGUGUCGUCGCCCGCGUUCAGCGCGCAGGCCCCCGGGCUGCCCAAGAACGGCUCGGUCCCGUUCUUCGACAGGCAGCGCAAGCACAGCACGGGCGAGAAAGGUGCUGAAAGAUUCAAGCCGUCCCUAGCAGCCAUCAAAGCGACUUCGAAGACCUCCGUCGGCAGCCACCGACCGACGCCAGAUGGCGACACAGAAAGCAACAUGUACAACUCUAAGUUGUCGGUCUCUGGGCCAAGGGAAGCGCCCCGCAUGGUCCGACCGAUGUCCCGUAAAGACAUCUUCUACUCCGGUUCGGUGCUCAAUCUACCUCAGUACCAGAGUCAGAAGUCUCUACAAGGAUACAGGAAUUCCGUGCUCAGCCUUCCACAGAGCAGGCAGACCGGGGACCUGGAACGACAAGAACAAUACGACCUCUGUCCUUGCCUUCACUUGCCGAAUUCGUUCAAAAGCGCGUUGUCUUCAAUGCUGGAUGUAAGCCUGCUGAAGGACCCCGCCUUCAUGCUCAUCGGCGUCUCCAACAUAUUCGGGAUGGCCGGACUGUACGUGCCCUUCGUGUACCUCACGGACGCAGCCAAAGUUAACGGCAUAGAGCCGUCGCAAGCAUCGUUCCUGCUGUCCAUAAUCGGUAUAACGAAUACGUUCGGCCGUAUCAUAUGCGGGUGGGUCGCAGACUUUCCCUGGAUGGACUCCUUGAUGCUGAACAACGUGUGCCUGGUCAUUGCCACGGUUUCUGUCGGUGUAACGCCCCUGUGCACCACGUACAGUGCCUACGUAGUGAUUGCUAUAACUUUUGGGAUUGCUAUUUCUGGCUAUAUCUCGCUGACGUCGAUCAUCCUGGUGGAUUUGCUGGGGCUGGAGAAGCUGACGAACGCGUUCGGGCUGCUGAUCCUGUUCCGCGGCGCCGCGGCCAUGGUGGGCUCCCCGCUGGCCGGCGCCGUGUUCGACGCCACGGGGACUUACGGACCCUCCUUCUACAUGGCCUCCGUUUUCUUCCUGAUAUCGACCUUGACCUCGUUCGCCGCACCCUUGUUCCGCAGAAAACAAGAGGAGAUACCGCAGCCGUUAGACGUUUUGACUCCCAUAGACGAGGAUCUAGAGGAGGGUGACGAGGAGGACCCCGACGACACUCCCAUCACGAUGGGAGCGCAACUGGCGAGCCGCACUCCCGCCAUCACCCGCACUGCGGCCUCUCCCUCCGACCCUCCCUCCCCUACAAACAACGAACUGCAGCAAAGGGAAAGCGUGCUCUAGGGCUCACCUCAACACCGGCUGAUUCGCACGAGAGCUUCUCGAAUACAACGCAGAUUAUCACAAGACUAUAAAAAUCUAAUCAAUCGAACCAUAAACAAGAAAAUGCCUACUCAAGGUAUCCUCUUUUUGACUACCGGAGCUUGCAGCGCUGGGGGAAUUCUUUCUGACAAUAUCCUGACGGUCGUAUUCAAGAAACUAUCAUUGUGUAUGUAAUGCCUGAGGCCCUAAUCUUAGUAUUCAAAAGGCUGUCCACGAUGGUUAUAGGUUAUAUACGAAAGCCUCGUAAGGACCAGAAUCUUGUUAUUAACAACACAGCGACAACUGCUACUUUACAAAAAAUCUUUUUUUUUUCUAAUAUGUAGAAUUAAAAAAUUGUUUGGGUAACGACAAUUAAUGUAAUUCGUUGAUAAUUAUGAAUAGAAAUAUCAUAUGCUUUGAUACAACUAUGCUAGAUAAAAAAGGAGAAAAAUCAAUUGUAAAUAGUUGUAUUAAAACAUCAGAAAUACGUGAACAAAAUUCUGGGGAUUGUAAUAGUGUGCUCUGUCUCUUUCCCACACUGUGAAUACGGGAUGCAUGGAACGUGCAGGGCGUCCUGUAACGUUUUAAAAUGGUGUGCUCUAUCUGUAACUUAAAUUGUUGUCGAUUCCCUUCUUUAUUCUAUUUAUUCUAUGUUCUUUAACAAAUUUAAAUAUAUUUCUGCUUAGAUUUUCACACGACACAAAAAUCAAAUCAACUUGCUUAACAGUUCAGAAUAAGUAAAACUUUUUUGGUCUUUACGAGGAUAUAUUUUUGAGGGUUGAUUAGUUUGUUUAUAUCGAAAACAAUGAAGCCUAAAAAGUCCGUGAAACCUUCGAUGACGCUUCUCGGCAAAGUAAGUACUUUAAUAGAUCUCAUUCCUACGAGAAUAUUCGUUGAAGGUAUUUCGAGACGGUAUAUUAAAUAUAUAAAUUUGUAAAGUACUUAAGAACGUAAAAUGUCAACACGAUUAUUUAUUUUUUCAUGUAUAAUAAGUGUUGCUAUAAAAUGAAUAAAUUUGAAAAUUGAAAAAAAAAAUGUUACCAUAGAUUUUUAAGAAUAGAGUAAACCGGAAUUGACUGCGGGUGAUAAAACUGAUGGCACCUUGCAUUUUAUUGACACGGCAGUUCUUACGACGUGCCAUAUUAUCUAUUAGUCGUGCGUGGUGCUAACUCCAUACAGAAACUAUGAAUAAUAUAGUUAUUACUCAAACAAAAGGACUGAUUUCCAACAGAUUGUCCAAAAAUAGCAAAUUACUUACUUAGUACUUAGCGUUUAAAUCAUUUUUAAAUAGAAGCUUUUAAAGAAUAGCUUGUUGUUUGGUAACCGACAAUAAAGUUUGUUCUCAAAAAAAAAAAAAUACAUAAACGUUUAACCUUCUCUAAUGAAAUCACUGUAAAUAUAUACACAGUUGUAAAUAUUGCAGAUUUAGGCUGUUUGGAAAUUUAACUAUAUAGCGGUGUAAAAAUUUAACUUCAAUAACAAAUAGAUAGGCUACUUCAAAAUAUACCUUUUUGUCCAAAUUUUAGGUAACAUUUAUUGUACUAUAUUAUUUUUAUCUACAAUGCUUUAUACUGAACUCUAUAACGCUUUUUCUAUUGCCCUUUUGACGCUUUACGAACGUAGCUUAUCUAUUAUAUCCUUAUUUUUUAUAUUAUUUUACUUCGAUGAUAUUUAGGUAAGACAGAAAAUUAAUUGACGAUUCUUAAUCCUUGUGCCAUCGAACGAACAAUCGUUGUACAUAAUGUACUUAGUAUUAAAUAAAUAAAUAUAUAAAUAGUAACGCAGUCAAUUUUCUGUGCACCAUUCAAUACCAAAACAUGAUAUUUUAUUUUGAUAAUUAUAAGCGUAUGGCUCGUACUUGCCACGUAGAGAUGUAUAUAUGUUAUAUCGAUAUAUUUUUGUCACAGAUAUUAUAGUAUCGAUGAUUGCAUAAUUUUAGCUUUAAGCGUUAAUUUUAUUUUGUGUAUAGAUGAAAUAAAAUAUAGCUGUAAGGAAGGUAUUAUGUGAUACGGAUAAAGUUUUUGUUUAUUAUAUAAAUGUAUUUCAUUAAAACAUAAGUAAAAGAAAUGUACAAUUAAAUAUAUAGUGAAACAAUUGUGAGAGAGUGCAUUAAUAAAGUGAAAAAAAUAAUAUUAAAAAUAGAAUGUUACUGUUGUUAUAGCUUUACAUGAAAACCAAAAGUGUUAUGUUUUUAAGAUAAAAAUGUAUUCGUUUCAGAGGGAAUAAUGUAAUUAACCGAAUCACAUAAAAUGUAUUGUCAUUGUUAGUUGGCGCGUUCUAUCGAUUUAAUCAGAAUCAUGUUAUUAAAAAAACUUUUAUUUGUGAUUAAAUAAAAUUUGACAACAGUCCAAUAUGAAGCCAUUGUGAAGUUAUCGCGUUAUAGUGACUGUCAAGUGUGGAUAUCGAUAUUAGGGAAUGUCGAUUUGAAUGAGAAAAAAAAACUAUUGAGGGCCCAGGGUAAUCGAUAUAACACCUUGUAAUUUAUUAUGAAUGCAAAUUAUACGUGAAAGAAAUUUAUAAUCUAAAAGUAUAAUUCGAUCCUUUAAGUAUAGCGUUCGCCAAUUUUUUUCUUUAAUCGGAAUUCAUGCAAUCGUUUCACAAUCUUGUCUAACGACUUUUUUUUUUUUUAUAACCUUAAAGAAAUACUUAGGCCAUAUAGAAAACUUCUUGUAUUGUAAAUGAAUAAAUAGAAAUUAUGAUUAAUUUCCGAUGACUUAAUAAUUCUUUUAACAUCGUGACAGUUUCUAAUACUUCAAAUUCACGAACCAAUAGGAGAUUCGGUGAUCUUUGUAAAUGGCGACGCUUUAUGUGUCUUAUUUGUAUAAGUUCUCGAGCUAUUUUGUUGAAAUAAAAGCAACUUGUAGUCUAUUGCGAUUGGUUUGAAAUUCCUUCGAACAAAUUGCAUUUUUUUUAUUAAUUUGUCGUAUGUAUUUGGUACAAUUAAGAAUGAUUGUUUAUGAAAGCGAAAUCGAGAAAUGAAGUUGUUAAAGCUAAACAAUAUGGCCUCUGGACAAUUACACCAAAAACUUAAAUUAAUUUCUUAUGAAUGUAUGUAAAGUUGAGAAAAUCGAACUUUUUCUAAAAUAUGUUAACGAGGGCUCAGAAGUGCUCACGAUUGGCAUGUUGUGUUAAUAGUGUGAGCUAUAGUUAUACCUUUAUGGACCAUUUGCUCAUAUAGCGUAUGCUAUUAACAGAAACACGUCACUCGUAAACUGAGUAACAUGGCUAUUUUUUGAGGUAGAUUUUUAAGGGCUGAAGUAAUAAUAGAAAAUAAAAUGAAGGCUUACAUUUCAAAAUGUAUUUUCAGUAUUGGCUCAAAGUAUUUAAAUAUCGAGCUGUCUAUAUGAAUAAUUUGUGAUUUUAGGUAAUUAUUUUUGUUGGAUUUCAAUCUAAGGCUUGCGUAUUUUAUUCUGUAUAAAAUAAACAGCUCCGUAGACCAACAAUUAAAAUUUGGAUACAUUACUGAAUUAUUUAUUUCGACAAAUACCAUAUGACGUUUUUAAACAGAUUGCCGUCUGCAAUACAAUCAAAAAAUUUAAUAAUUAAUUUUAUGAUUCAAAAGAAAAUGUUUAUUAUUUUUUAUACCAAAUAAUGUAUUAAAGCCUUUUAAAGUUUGUUGAGAACAGCGCACGUGUUUGCUUGCAUCAAUAGACAAAUUUGAAGCUUGAUGAAUCCACCGAAAUGUUUUGUAAAUAACAUUAAAUGGCGAUGACGACUGAAA